Columba livia (rock pigeon) is the source of this 2407-nucleotide messenger RNA. RefSeq names its product platelet derived growth factor subunit A (gene PDGFA). The transcript is spliced from 7 exons. The record is from RefSeq and is a predicted model, not a curated record. NCBI's taxonomy places the organism in Eukaryota, Metazoa, Chordata, Aves, Columbiformes, Columbidae. Gene Ontology annotation, cellular component: membrane. Gene Ontology annotation, molecular function: growth factor activity; platelet-derived growth factor receptor binding. The coding region runs from base 394 to 1107 and encodes 237 amino acids. Gene Ontology annotation, biological process: positive regulation of ERK1 and ERK2 cascade; positive regulation of cell migration; positive regulation of MAP kinase activity.
GCCGCGAGGGGGGCAGCCGCCCCAGACAGGUGAUGGGCGUUUCGGCUGCGCUCCGGAUCGACUCCUUGGGUUUCACUUUGGUCUGAUCUAAGCAAAUAUGCAGAAGUACCGGCUGGUCUAGUCCUAAGAGCCAAGAGGAGCGAGCAAGAGCGGCAGAAAGGAGAGCAGCCACGCUCCCGUAGCGAGGGGAACAUACAAACAGCGGCAGCGCCGUAAUUAAACCACCACCGCCCCGAGGCAGCCCCGACCCACCCUGGAUGCGGAGGACCCCCGAGCCACCCCGCUGCCUUUCCCCUGAGGGAUGGUACUGAAUUCCUGCGCGGCAGGAGCCGGCCUGCAGCUCCUCUCCAUCAGCGUUGCCUUCCCUCCGUGUCUAAAGUGCACUAGACCGAGAUGAGGACCUGGGCUUGCGUUUUGCUGAUAGGUUUUGGCUACCUGUCCUUUACCUUCUGCGAGGAGGCCGAGAUCCCGCAGGAGCUCAUCGAGCGGCUGGCGCACAGCGAGAUCCACAGCAUCCGCGACUUGCAGCGCCUCCUGGAGAUUGACUCCGUAGGAUACGAUGAUGUUUCAGAAACAAACUUGAGAUCCUAUAGUGUUCAUUCUGCUAAACAUGUGCAAGACAACCGUCCUGUGCCCAUUCGCAGAAAAAGAAGCAUUGAGGAAGCCAUCCCGGCUGUCUGCAAAACACGGACGGUUAUAUACGAGAUACCUCGGAGCCAGAUCGAUCCCACCUCCGCCAACUUCUUGAUAUGGCCGCCCUGUGUGGAGGUGAAACGUUGCACGGGCUGUUGCAACACCAGCAGCGUCAAGUGCCAGCCGUCGCGGAUACACCACAGAAGCGUCAAGGUGGCAAAAGUGGAAUAUGUUAGAAAAAAGCCAAAAUUAAAAGAAGUUCUGGUGAGAUUAGAAGAGCAUAUGGAAUGCACCUGUACAUCAUCAAAUACUAAUUCAGAUUAUAGAGAAGAAGAAACUGGCGGGACCGAGGCAUGGAGAAGUGACUGUGCGAGGUCACACAGCAAGGCUAUGGCAGAACCAGGGAGAGGACUCAGGUCUGAGUGCUCAUCCAGUGCCCUAAAUCACACGACCAUCUUCCCUUUCCAAGAAUGAAUCCUUGCACCCUUAGAGCUAAAUACUGAAAAGAUUGAGGCUGCAUUUUUGAGGAGAGCGAGCGAGCGAUGGCUAGGCUUGCAGUAACAUGUUGUGCCGUCAUAAAUGCUACAGCCACCAUCUGUUUCCAGCCCACGACUUGAAAGAAAACUGAGCAGUAAUCUCAUAAUUCACAUGAGCAUUUUACACUUGUGAACCCUUCCCAACCUUUGUCUAAUAAUGAGGGGAGUGCAUGGUGCUAAGGUUUGUAUUUUUCCUGUACCUGUUAGUGUUUAUUUGUAUGUCUCUUUCUGUUUUGUUGGUUUGUUUGCCUUUUUGUUUUUCUUUUUCCCAUUAAAAUAAUUUCUCUGGGAGGAAAAUCAGACCGGUUCCACCAUCAAAAGAAACAUAGUAAAGGUGAAAUCCCGAUUCCAAUGGCCUUGCUGUCAGAAUUCUCCAGGAGAAGGUGCGUUUAACAUUCCUCACCGUGUCUGUCGUUGUCACUUGUCGAUUAAAUAAAGACAGACGUUAGAAAGUGAAGAGGCAGGUUGCUGAGCUGCCCUUUCCCUGCAGAAACGGAGCUGGCAGAAUAGCUGGACAUGCGCAUUUUAAACCUGCACCAUCAGAUCGGAUGGUAACGGUGGGUUGGAUUUUAAUGAAAACAAAUUCUUCUGCUAAUCUUCGCUUCGGGCUGGCCAUCCGUGGGAUUAAGGAAACCACCUGCUGUGCCAAAGACAUGCUCAGGUUGGGGCUGCCGGUGGGUGGGAAGAACACGAACAUCUGAGAGCGACUCUGGUGAGCCGUGGCAGUCUGUCCCGUUGCAGUGCCCUCAGGGAAGCCAAACAGUUGAGAUCAUUGAGUUGAUGGAAAUGCCGCUCCCCUCGGCCUGCAAAGCGCGGCUAACGUCAUUACGGAUUUCGACUGUUCUGCAAAACCAAGGGCUGCUGCUUCUCUGGGCCUCCUCUCGUCUUCGGGCCCUGUUUGCAUGUCUCCUCCCAGCACAGCCGGUCCGGCUGAGCGAACUCCUGCUCUCCUCUGGCCUUACAAACAAUGACUUCCAUCAUCUCGACCAGACUGUAGAGCAGUUUUAAGGAUGAAAGGGCUUCUUAUUUCAUAUAUCCCACUGCUGCUAGACUGUAAAUCCUUUAUGGACUGAGUUUAUAGCAAACUGCUACUGCAAGUGAGUGAAAUUUAUUUUGUGUUGUCAUAUGUAUGGUCAAACUGUCUAGGAAGUUGCCAAAGAAUUGAGCUGCUGAUGGACAACCAAUUCAUUCUCUUCUCAUUUUAUUUAAAAAUAAUAAAUAACUGUCAAUCACGUGAA